AAUCUAAAUCUUUACUGAUGCAAGAUUACUAAUCGAAAUGUAAGAAAUAUUUUAAGUAGUGAUAAAAGUAUUAUUGGUAGGGUUAGAGUCGUGCGGACAUGUUUUUUUAAUAGCCAAGAAAAAUGGUGUCGAAAAAUGUUAAAGUGGGCGGUGGUGUGUUUCUAGUGGCCCUUAUUUUAGCUGGAGUAGGAGUAGUGAUAUGGGCUUUAAUAGACAAUGAGGUGACUGAGGACACGCCCAGGUACACCACGGAAAAACUGGAGCCCACUGGAGUAUUAAGUGGUACUCAUCCCGUUUUCACCAAAAUACCCGGGGUUGGAAACAUGUUCUGGUGGUUUCACCACACAAAAGCACUUGGUUUCACACAUGACCAUCCCGUAAUAUUGUGGUUGGACGGUGUAACUGGCAUACCCCCCAGCUUAUUGGCCAAUUUUGGAAUGUUUGGCCGGUACGACAUCAAUUUAGUGGAAAGACCAAAUUCCUGGGUAAAUCGAUACAAUUUACUUUUCAUUGAUGCACCUUUGGGAAGAGGAUUCAGUCAUCCUCUAAGUGUUGACAAAAUCCCAAAAAAUAUUGAUGAAGCUGCUGAACAUUUAGUAAUAACUUUGGAAUCAUUCUACGAGGUAAUGGUACAUUUUAAAGAUACUCCUAUAUACGUUUUCGGUGAAGGACAUGGCGCACAACUAGCUCUGGCACUUGUUAAAAAACUGCACCAAAAUGGCAAUUUAUUUACGGUUAAGGGUGUAAUAUUAGGCAAUGGUUUGAUAGCUCCAGUACAAACCUUAACGAAACUUGGCUUCUAUCUUGAAGAACUUGCCUACGUCGAUGGCAAUGGACGUCGAGCGAUAGAAAGUCUAACCAACAUGAUAUCGACUGCGGAGCAAGUCGGAAGACCUGAUUUUGCUGGUCAACUGUUCCAAACUUUAGGCCGUGCUGUCAAUGAAGAAGCUGGUGCCGUUGCUGUUAAUCUUGGUCAUAUUGUACAAAAAUUAACUAACGAAUCUCUCCAUGGGACUCAAGAUUAUUACGGACAAUGGGAAUAUCUGCAAAGUAUUGAUAGCAAACUGAACGCAAACACUAUGAACAUGAUCAUGCGUCCACUUAUGGGCGUAUCUUCUACCAUAUUUUACGAUUUUCAUCGACAAAAUGUUGUAAAUGCUUUCAAAGACUCGUUAAUGAUAUCAGCGGUUGAUAAAGUGGAAUACAUUCUUAACUAUACAGACAUUACUGUGUCUAUUUAUAAUGGCAAUUUGGACGCGGUAUCCAACACACCAGGUCAAUUAGAAUGGGUAAACAAUCUCAAAUGGUAUGGACAACCAGAGUUCUUAGAAAAACCAAGGCUUCCUAUAUUCGUGAAUGGAUUACUUGAAGGAUAUUAUAGGAACUCGACGGGACUUCAAUUCUAUUGGGUGAACGUAGCUGGACUAUCGGCACCGCUGGAUAAUCCCGUUGCUAUGGAUACCAUUCUACGCGGUAUUAUAAAUGAUUAGCAAUAUUAUGAGAUACCUAGUUUUAAUAAUAUUGUCAAGUGGUGUUGCAGUUAUGCAGUACCAUUUUAAUACCUAGUCUAAAGUGUGACAGAGUUAAUACCUACCUUAAGAUAAAAAAUAUGAUAACGAAGAAACUUAAAUUGUUAAACAAUUAAAUUAUAAUAAAAAAAAAAACCAAAACCGA
Molecule: messenger RNA, 1674 nt
Organism: Spodoptera frugiperda (fall armyworm)
Lineage: Eukaryota; Metazoa; Arthropoda; Insecta; Lepidoptera; Noctuidae
Product: retinoid-inducible serine carboxypeptidase-like
Exons: 9
Coding region: 123-1490 (455 amino acids)
Biological process (GO): proteolysis
Molecular function (GO): serine-type carboxypeptidase activity
Source: RefSeq, a predicted model, not a curated record